AGUGCCGCUGCGCUGAAGGCAGCUGCGUGCGGCCGGGUGAACCCGCGGUCUGAGCCAGGCUGGGGUGGCCCGACCUUUCCCGUCCAGCUUGGGUCAGAGGAAGCCGAAAGCGGCCUCGUCGAGUGGGCUCGCUCAGGGCCUCCAGCUGUCAGCCCCCGAUUUCGUGUCUGGGGGUGGCGACCCCGAUUUCUGUUUGCAUGCACAGCCAGCGGCCUGAGAGCCAGAUCCCAAAGCUGGAUAUCUUUUGACUCGGCCUCUAGCCCGGGCCUCAAAGUCUUGAGUGCGGGUGGCUGAGUGCAGGCCCAAGAGAGGCCCCAGCGCCAUGGCCGAGCGGCAGGCUGGCUCGGCGGCCGGGGACUGGGAGAUCGACGUGGAGAGCCUGGAGCUGGAGGAGAACAGUUGCGGGGCGCCGCCGUCAACGCCGCCCGGGCCCAGCCUGCCGCCGGCCGACGGGGACGGCGAGGACGAUGAGGAGGACGACGAGGAGGACGAAGACGCGGAGGAAGAGGGCGACGGCGAGGAGGCGGGCGCGUCCCCGGGGGUGCCGGUCCAGCAGGAGCACCAGGGUGGACUGCCGCCCAGGCUGCCGCCAGCGCCUCAGGCCUUGCCGGCCCGUGCCGGGCACCCGGAGCGCGGCACGAAUGCAGGCGGCGGCGCCGAGCCGCGCAAGCUGAGCCGCACGCCGAAGUGCGCGCGCUGCCGCAACCACGGCGUGGUGUCCUGCCUCAAGGGCCACAAGCGCUUCUGUCGCUGGCGCGACUGCCAGUGCGCCAACUGCCUGCUGGUGGUGGAGCGGCAGCGCGUCAUGGCCGCCCAGGUGGCGCUCCGGAGGCAGCAGGCCACCGAGGACAAGAAGGGGCUUUCUGGGAAACAGAAUAAUUUCGAGCGCAAAGCAGUGUACCAGAGGCAAGUCAGGGCACCCAGUUUGCUGGCCAAAAGCAUUUUAGAAGUUCUCCUUGGAUUAUUCUACAACUGUAACAAUGUGUACAUAAUGAGCCAUCUUUAGAAAAUAAAAGUGACAUCAGCCCUAGGCUAUCGCCCCAUUCCAGCGGACACUUAUAUAGGAGGGACCUUCCCUCUACCUCCCCCAGUUAGUGACAGGAUGAGGAAAAGAAGAGCUUUUGCUGAUAAAGAGUUGGAGAACAUUAUGCUGGAGAGGGAAUAUAAAGAGAGGGAGAUGUUGGAAACUUCCCAAGCUGCUGCCUUGUUCCUGCCCAACCGCAUGGUGCCUGGACCUGAAUAUAGCUCCUACAAAACUGCCUACAGCCCCAGCCCGGUGGAACCACCAAGCGAGGAUUUCUGCAAUUUUUUGCCUACCUGCCUUGAUCUAACCAUGCAGUAUUCAGGGUCUGGGAAUAUGGAACUAAUUUCUUCCAAUGUCAGUGUGGCCACGACUUAUAGACAGUAUCCCUUGUCCUCGAGAUUUUUAGUUUGGCCCAAGUGUGGCCCCAUUAGUGACACCCUCCUCUACCAGCAGUGCCUGCUAAAUGCCACCACUUCUGUUCAAGCCCUGAAGCCUGGGGCCAGCUGGGACUUGAAGGGAGCACGAGUCCAGGAUGUACUCAGUGUAGAGCAUGACAUGAUGCCACCGAAAUUGGAAGGCUCCCUGAUGCUGCCUCACACUCCCGAGGUCCAGACCUGUAGAAGUGACCUUCAGGGUCAUCAGGCUGUCCCUGAGAGGUCUGCAUUCUCCCCACCCCGACGGAAUUUUUCUCCCAUUGUUGACACGGACUCCCUGGCAGCUCAAGGACACGUCUUAACCAAGAUCAGCAAAGAAAACACAAAGCACCCUCUGCCACUUAAACAUAAUCCAUUCCACUCACUAUUCCAGCAAACGCUUAACGAUGCAUCAGCUCCUGAGUUGAAAACAUCAUUUGUCAAAGAUGCCUUUGAAGAGACCUCUAAGAAACACAGAGAGUGUUUAGUCAAAGAAAACCAGAAGUACACAUUUACUAUAGAUAGAUGUGCAAAAGACCUUUUCGUAGCCAAACAAGUUGGAACAAAACUCUCAGUGAGUGAGCCACUGUCAUUUUCUGUUGAGUCUAUUCUUAAGAGGCCUUCGUCAGCCAUCACUCAUGUCUCUCAGUGAAACUGCUUAUACAGAAAGCUGGAUUUUCUGCCAUCUUAGAGGGUUCUUGUCAUUCGCUAUUUUUUUAAAAAAGUCAAGAUGUUUGUAUAAAGAAAUUUCUAAUGUAAAAAAUGAUGAUUUCUAAAAAUUCUAUAUAUUCAUAUGCAUGUACUUUUUCUUAUCACAUAAAUAUAUUUAAACUUAAAGAUGGAAAUUGCCUAAUGUGCAAAUUGUAAAGUUUCAUGCUUUACAUAGCAUUUCAAAAAGCAAUAAAAUCGACAUUGUCACCUAAAAGACCCA
Propithecus coquereli (Coquerel's sifaka) is the source of this 2368-nucleotide messenger RNA. It is a transcript of the gene DMRT2, whose product is annotated as doublesex and mab-3 related transcription factor 2. The transcript has 6 exons. The record is from RefSeq and is a predicted model, not a curated record. Gene Ontology annotation, biological process: sex differentiation; regulation of transcription by RNA polymerase II. Gene Ontology annotation, molecular function: RNA polymerase II cis-regulatory region sequence-specific DNA binding; DNA-binding transcription factor activity, RNA polymerase II-specific. NCBI's taxonomy places the organism in Eukaryota, Metazoa, Chordata, Mammalia, Primates, Indriidae. Gene Ontology annotation, cellular component: nucleus. The coding region runs from base 323 to 1006 and encodes 227 amino acids.